Messenger RNA from Ipomoea nil (Japanese morning glory), 1328 nucleotides. RefSeq names its product putative clathrin assembly protein At1g25240. Bases 115 to 1248 code for a protein of 377 amino acids. Gene Ontology annotation, biological process: clathrin-dependent endocytosis; clathrin coat assembly; vesicle budding from membrane. The record is from RefSeq and is a predicted model, not a curated record. Gene Ontology annotation, cellular component: clathrin-coated pit; clathrin-coated vesicle. NCBI's taxonomy places the organism in Eukaryota, Viridiplantae, Streptophyta, Magnoliopsida, Solanales, Convolvulaceae. The transcript has a single exon. Gene Ontology annotation, molecular function: phosphatidylinositol-4,5-bisphosphate binding; 1-phosphatidylinositol binding; clathrin heavy chain binding.
GAGAUUGUAUCCAAAGGGGAGAAGCUAACACAUUUUAAACAAUUCAUUUGUUUAUACGCUUCUCCUUUUUCUUCAUACAAUCGCGAUAACGUACGCAGACUUUAUUCUUAGAUAAUGGCGUUAUGGAAAUGGGCUUAUGGUGUGCUUAAAGAUCAAAAUAGCAUAUUCUUGACAAGCUUAACUAGAAGAAUCAUCUCCCGAAAUCCGGCAAUUGAAGCUGUAGUUAUCAAAGCCACCCGUCACGAUGAAUGUCCAACUGAAAAAAGGUACGUUGAUAGAUUAUAUGAAUGGAUAAAUCUAUCUCCAAAUGAUCUCAAGCCUAUCGUAUGGGCUAUUACAUUGCGAGUGGAGAAAACUAGGAGUUGGGAGGUGGCCCUUAAGGGGCUUAUGUUGAUGCACCGUGUUAUGUGCUUCAACGUUGUGGAUGUAAACAUGGUCGGACGGCUGCCAUUCAACCUCUCUAGUUUUACAGAUGGGUAUUGCGACCUUGAGGAGGCAUGGUGCCUAAAUGCAUUUGUGCGUUCCUAUUUUGCAUUCCUAGACCACAAAUCAAUCAUCCUUUUUCAAAAUCCACGAGAGGAUGAUAAUUAUAAAACAAAGUCGUUGGAUUACAAACUGUCCCAUUUCUCUAUCUCACACGACCUUAACAUGCUUCAAAAUCUACAAGGAUUACUUGAUUUUUUGCUCCAAGUAAAGCCCCACUUGGAGAUAGCAGAUGUGCCGCUUGUUGUGGAAGCCAUGGACAUGAUCAUGGUUGAGAUAUACAAUAUUUAUCAUCAAAUAUGCAUUGGAAUCGCAAGAGUUUUGCUACGAAUAUACAUGGUCGGAAAAACUGAUGUCAAGAUCGCACAUCAAAUUGUGCAAAAGGCAACACUACAAGGUGAAGCUCUCACAUUGUACUAUGAGUUUUGCAUAGAACAUGGGUUGACCACUGAAUCAAAUUGUCCCAAAGUGAAACAAAUCUCGGAAGAAGACAUUCGAGAGCUCGAGGAUAUCAUAAAUGGACCUUCACCUUCUCUUUCUAGCUUGGCCAAUGAUUACCUUAACAAGUCGAUAGUAGCGAUCAAAGAACAAGAAAAAGAGACCAUGGCAAAAAGCGAGUUGAAAACCGUAAUCACUAACCAUUGGGAGACAUUUGAUGAUACUCAAAUGGUUUUAACAAUCACAUGUGACGCUAAUAAUGUGCAUGUUAAUUCUCAUCAAGACUUACCAGAUCUCAUAAGUUUUUUGGAUUUAUUGUCAGAAUAGAGGAGAAAAAUUUUGUAUAUGUACAAUUUUGUGCACAUGCUAUCUAGAUAGUUGAAUGAGAUUUUAUUUUAAUUUUUUUU